Messenger RNA from Psilocybe cubensis, 2901 nucleotides. RefSeq lists its product as uncharacterized. NCBI's taxonomy places the organism in Eukaryota, Fungi, Basidiomycota, Agaricomycetes, Agaricales, Agrocybaceae. Gene Ontology annotation, molecular function: hydrolase activity. The transcript is spliced from 12 exons. Bases 1 to 2901 code for a protein of 966 amino acids. The record is from RefSeq and is a predicted model, not a curated record.
AUGUUUGCCAAUUCUUUAACUCGUGAGGUAUCCCUGAAGGUCGGGCCCGUCAUCUUGGAGGUUCUCGUCAAACACUACUUCGACCGACUCAAAGGCGAUGCGGACAGUGCAGGGCUGGAGGGUAAUUUGAAGCAGGAUGAUGUCUUGUAUCACGAGGCUUUUACAAUUGUUAAGUCUUUUUUAAAUGCCUCUAGUUUCCAUACCAUCGAGGAACUUCAGGCUUUCUCGAAUACACGAACCCCGUCACCGCCAUGGACCCACAUGGUCAGAGUGCUCGUUCCCAUGUCUUGCUGCGAAGACGCUGCGCCAUAUCUGAUCACUGCCCUCGGAGGUGAAGAUGUUGCGCAACGUCUAGUCGGGGGUGUCAAAUGGUGGCAAGUUCGUGGAGUCAAUGGUGUUGAUGCUCAGUGGUUAACUGCCAGAAAGGAUUGGCAAGAUGCUAAGCGAAGACACAAGAAGCGGCAGCAACAGAGCAAGAAAAACGGUCCAUUGAAUCCAUCAUCACCUGUUGGUGAUGUUUUCCCGGAUUCAUCAUCCCCAACGGACGGGGCCUUUUCUUCGUCAACGCCAGAAGGCGAAGACCAGGACAAGAAUGAGGGAACAUAUGAAAAGAACAUGGAUGAGAUGCGGUGUAUUUUAUAUCUUCAUGGAGGGGGUUACUAUUUUGGAAGUGUGGAUCAGGAAAGAUACAGUAUACAACGUUUUGCUCGCAAAAUCAAUGGUCGGGUUUUCGCUAUCAAUUAUAGACUAGCGCCACAGUACCCAUUCCCCUGUGGACUUCAAGAUGCUCUGGCUGCAUAUCUAUAUCUUAUAAGACCUCCGGCUGGUUCUGCUCAUCGUGCUGUUGACCCUGGUCAUAUAAUUAUAUCAGGUGAUUCCGCAGGAGGAGGCUUGUCGCUUGCUCUUCUGCAGGUGAUUCGUGACACUGGUUUACCAGCACCUGCUGGAGGAGUUCUUAUAUCUCCAUGGUGCGACCUUACCCAUUCCUUUCCUAGUGUCCACAUCAAUACACAGACGGUUCGUCGCAUUCCUUUUAUUGAAGAGCUGACCAGCUCAAAAAUACAGCAGGACAUUAUACCCGAUUCCGGCCUUUCUUUCCACAAACCAAGUCUUCUCUGGCCACCACCUUCAGAAGAUCUAUCAAACCGGGUGCACGCUUCUCUACGUUUUCGAAUACGUCAAGCAUUCAAAUCCGAUGAAUCGGCUCGGCAAACGCAAGAAUCAACAUUCUCUGAAGCUCAGGGCGAUGCUCCAGUCACUCCAGUAGCACCUUCGAAGGCCCUCUUCGACCCUGAGAAGGUUAUAUUGCAAACAGAAUCUGGUGAAACGAUUGAAGUAACCCAACAACUACAAUUUUAUGCUAGAAAUAGCAUGCUGGGCCAUCCGUUGGUCAGUCCGGUAAUGGCGUAUCUCGGUGGUCUUCCUCCUUUACUAUUCAUUGCAGGCGAUAAGGAGGUCCUCCGGGACGAGAUUAUUUACACUGCUCACAAGGCUGCCUAUCCUGAAAAAUUUCCGGUACAGGAUCGUACACGAGAUUUGUGCCCACAUCUAGAUGGUGUCGAGAAAAGGUAUAAAGCGACAUCGGUCCAUCUACAAGUGUACGACGACAGCCCUCAUAUUUUACCCGUCUUGUUCUCGUUCACUACCCCUGCCAAAUUCUGCUUCCGCGGUAUCGCAAGCUUUUCGAAGUUUGUAACGGGACUGGCGACUGUACCUUCUUCCUCCAGCAGCAAUAGCCCAACGCCAACACCGCCGCCUAUUUCGCGGCGUCAGAGUCUAUUCGCUGGUUUUAAAUCUACCCCCCGCCGUCACGAGAAAGAGCAAUAUGUUCCUGCUCUCGUUGUGAACGGGACAGCUUUUGCUGAUCCGCCUGAGGAUAAAGGGCCUGCGCAACCGAAAGGUGUCAAACCUGUUCUUCAACGUUCAUUUUCUUCACAUCUGUCUCGAGCUGGAAGCAUUCUUCGGCGGCAGACGUCUUCUCCAGGCAUGAUUGUAACAUCUUCAGAAACUUCUGCGCGGAAUCAGACACUUUCUAGAGAUGUUGGUUCCCCCACUAGCAGAGGGUCGGUCACCUCAAGCGAUGUUGGAGGCCAUAGAUUCCAGACAUCCCCCGCCCACUCCAUAACCCCUGCAACAGAGGAACUUUUCGCAGGCGAUAUGGCAGUUUAUCAGGGCAUCAAGGAUAUUCAUUCCUGGGAAUGUCGGAUGAUCCGCGAACGAAUAUCUACUGCAGGAAUAUCUCGACCUCUCGAACCUGAAACGGAGCUGGACGCUAUUCAAAUGCCACCUGAACGCAUCGGAAUAUUUGGAGAGAAAACCACCACUCGUUUUUUCAAGGAGCGUGCUUUGUUCGAGAAAAAGUUUGCCAAGGUUUACAAAGCAGUUGAAAAGCAACGUCGACGCAACCUUGAGAGGGCUAAAACGGAUACUAUCAAAAAAUUGGGUAUUCUCAAACAAUCAAUACGGCGAGACGGUGCUGCGGCUGUAAAUGGCAAUAAGAAAGUUUUAAGAGAGAACGUACUGGCAUCACCCGGUUGGGGGUGGGCAUGGGCCUUGGACGGAGAAUACCCACCGCCUAGCAGCAUUGUCUCCAGAAGGGAUACUGAAGAAGCCCAGAAGCUUGCGGAUAUCGCAGAUAAAGCUGUUCUGAGUGGGGACCAGACUUUCAGCGGCAAUAAUUUGUGGGCUGUUGUCAUAAACUUUUUGACUGCAACGCCUGGGAGGCAGACGCAUACAUUGUACACUAAAGCUUCUGUAGAGUCGUCGGAGGGGACAUCAAGUGAAGCUGGGACGUCCACUUCUGGCGAAAAUCGCGCACCCAGAAAACAAAGGUCGAAGCUGUCCUUGUUUCACCUCUGGAAACGAUCUAGCUCAGGAGAGCGCCAACGUGAACUGUCAUAG